Theileria annulata is the source of this 861-nucleotide messenger RNA. RefSeq lists its product as uncharacterized. The coding region runs from base 1 to 861 and encodes 286 amino acids. The transcript has a single exon. The record is from RefSeq and is a predicted model, not a curated record. NCBI's taxonomy places the organism in Eukaryota, Apicomplexa, Aconoidasida, Piroplasmida, Theileriidae.
AUGAGGAUAAUAUGUAUAUUAAUAUUUGUCGACAUAAUUUCCUGUUUUAACCCUAAUUCCGUAGAUUAUAAAGUGGUCAAAUUUAGAGUUUAUUCUAAGAACCCAGAUUAUGACAGGAAACUACGAGAACAGAGAAGAUCAAAGAGGCUUAAACACGCAUUGCCUUUGGAAGACAUGAAACUUGAUAUGAUGAAUCAAAGUUUGAUCUCAGGUGCCAAACGAAUGCAAAAAAGGAUCUUCGGUCCAAGGCUAUCUCAAGUCCCUGGAGAUGGUGGCGAAAUCCCGGACCUCGCAAAAUCCACAGAUAAAUAUAACCAUGUCAAAGAGUAUUAUUCUUCUUAUUCCACUACGUAUUUUAAGAAAAAUGCUCUUACUAAUAGUACUGAGGGUACUACGGGUUCUACUACCAAUACUACUGAUAGUACUUCCACCAAUAAUACUAAUUCUACCACCAAUAAUAAUAAUACUAUGGAUAAUUAUGGUGAAUUUUUUAAUGAUGAGGAGAAAACUAUAAAGAAGAUAUUGAAAGAUCCAAACGCGACAUUUGGUGAGUUUGAGGGUCAGAAACCAGCUAUAGAAAAACCAUUUUAUAAGAAGUUUGAAGGAUUCCAGCCAGAAUCGAAAUAUAAGAUUGCGACCAUGAAAAGAACUUUAGCUGCCUACAAGCAAGAUUUUGAAGAGGAAUUCGAGGGUACUCAGAACUAUUGCGGACUGAGAUACGAGGCAGUAUUCAGCCACGCUUCUCCUGAGAAUGUGGAAAUGCUCCGGCAAAUGGAAAUUGAAGUCAAGCAAGGCGGGCUUAGCCCUAAUAAUCCAAUUUUAGAAGUGGAUGUCAAUGUGGAUGAUCAAAUCGACGAUUAA